AAAAUUCAAGAUGGCGAUGAAGUUGACCACCGAAACAAUCAAGUUACGAUUCCCUAAUGUACCAAAUAUUUCCACCGAAGAGCUUUUUGAGCUGAUGAAAGCAGAAAGUUCAAAGCGGAAGUUGGUUUUGUUGGAUGUCCGUGAGGAGAUAGAAUUUCAAGUCAGUCGUAUUUGCAAUGCAUGUAAUGUUAGCCCUUCAUUAAAAGACAUGGAACACAUAAUGAAAAUGAUCAUGGAGACAGGUGAAGCAUGUGAAGGUGUCAUGAAGGUUGUAUGCUAUUGCUCCGUGGGUUACCGAUCAAGUUAUCUUGCUCAGCGUUUACUAUGUGAACUGGACAAACCUGUUUAUCAAGAAAUGAAAUCCAAGGUUAUGGUAUACAAUUUGGAAGGUUCAAUCUUUAAAUGGGCAAAUGAAGGAAAAGAGCUUGAAGAUAACAAAGGACUAAAGACUCUUGUAGUACAUCCUUAUAAUGUUGUAUGGGGAAAGCUACUGAAUGCCGAGCUGAGAUGCUCAGAACCAAGGGAAUCAAGUGAGAAUGAAAGGGAAAGGCAGCCGAAACUCUGAUGGCAUCAAAUGAUAUUGACUUACAGAGCCAUGCAUAAAGAUGAAAAAGAAUUCCAACAACAAAUUGGCUUCAGAAUGUUCUUAACUGAGUUUCAGCGCUGUUCAGAUGUUUAUAGUCCCGGCUUAUAAGUGAAAUCCUCCCACAAGCCACUGCUUUCUUCCUGUCCUGUUGCCUGGGUCGUCGAGCCAUGUGGCGCGCAAACAAGACAAGCAAAAUCGCCGCAGAUUCAAAACCCUGGACUUGAACAUGGAAAUCAUAUAAUGUGAUUAUAGUCUGCGUAUGAGCGGAAAGGCUAGACUCCUGGUAGCCAAUCUUUUCUCUCAGGGAUAGACGCGGGUGUUUAUCCAUGAACACGAACGCAAAAGGGUGGUAUGGACGAUUAGGGGUUGAGGCCAUGUCUCGUCCCAAUCCCUUCGCGUCUGAAAUGUCUCCCCCAACCUCAUUCCCAGGGCAUUUCCCUUUGAAAUUGAGAAAAGCCCUGGGAACGAGGUUGAUAAUGCCCGCCUCAUUUCGAGAAAGAAACAGACUGUCAGCAGUCUACGAAAAGGCCCGAACAGCCACCGUUAAACUUUUAUCGCGAGGGAAGACCAUCAAAAAGUCAAAGCCCAGAGGACUGAUGACAGAAUAUUGUCACUGACUUGAAAUCUAAAUAUAAUGUGCUAGUUUUGUUAAAAAUUACUGUUUAAGUGUACUGAAGCUAUCAAAGGCUAGGUAGGCAUGUACAAAGUUGUGAUGUUAAACUGACAAAGUCUGACAGACGUACGUUUCCAAAUUUUGUCGUCGUGCCUUAGAAAAAUUGCUCAAAACCAAUGAGAAUUUGCCCUCAAACAAUUAUAUGAAUUUCAUAGAUUCUUUUUCAAUUUACUCUCCUCUAGUCAACUUACUUGUAUUGUCUUCUUGGUGUCCUAGGAUUUAUUAUGUUUGAUGCACAAGCGAAGGUACUCAGAAAAACAGUUACUUUGUUCUAGGAUUUACAGUAAGCUGGCUAAAAGGCUGUCCAAGCUCAUUCUAGCUCUCAUCUAAAUCUGGGGGUCUAACUUUAAGAGUCUGAACGUCUGGCGCUCGCACUUUAAACACUUUGAAUUCUCGGUCUCACUAUCUAAAAGGUCAUAAUGUCUCGGGCUUGAAGAGUCGCAGAGAAAAACGCUUGUCUCGCUAAGUCUCGCAUUUACCAUUCGCCACCCCUACAUAUAGCGUGGGGAAUGUCACGUAUUUUUUAAAUGCGGAAUCCUUUUUUGGUUCAAAAAGCAGUUUUACUUAAUUUUCUUUUCAACAAAAAAGUUAAUAAUUAAAGUUCCGGUUUGCUACAGCUUGUUGUUCCAGCUUUGGUUAAAUAUCGACACUUUAAAAUAAAUGAAGACAACAAAA
Messenger RNA from Orbicella faveolata, 1934 nucleotides. RefSeq lists its product as uncharacterized. NCBI's taxonomy places the organism in Eukaryota, Metazoa, Cnidaria, Anthozoa, Scleractinia, Merulinidae. The record is from RefSeq and is a predicted model, not a curated record.